GUGAUCCCCAAUAGUGGCAGUCUUCAUUCCAACCUCACAACUUCCUCACAUCCUUUCGGGCACUCUUACGCAGGUAUUAUCUCGAGGCCACCUUGUCUCGGAUACCUUCUCGAUUUCCAGCCUUCCAUCAACUCUUGAACAGUUCCGAAGCUUUGCCUAGCAAAAGGCGCAACCCCGCCGAAAAUGUCGUUGACAAAUUGCCGUUUCUACGAGGAGAAGUAUCCGGAGGUUGACAGCUAUGUCAUGGUCAACGUGAAGCAGAUCGCCGAAAUGGGCGCAUACGUUAAGCUCCUCGAGUAUGACAACAUCGACGGCAUGAUUCUGCUCUCCGAAUUGUCGCGCAGACGUAUCCGCAGUAUCCAGAAGCUCAUCCGUAUCGGCCGUAACGAGGUCGUCAUCGUGCUUCGUGUGGACAAGGAGAAGGGUUAUAUCGAUCUUUCCAAGCGUCGAGUUUCUCCCGAAGAUGUUGUUAAGUGUGAGGAAAGAUACAACAAGAGCAAGGCAGUCCACUCCAUCAUGCGCCACGUUGCCGAGGCCACUCAGACCCCUCUUGAGACCCUAUACCAGCAGAUCGGAUGGCCCCUGAACCGCAAAUAUGGACACUCCCACGAUGCGUUCAAGAUCUCCAUCACGAACCCCGAUGUGUGGAACGAGGUUGAAUUCCCUAACGAGAACGUGAAGAAGGAGUUGACGCACUACAUCAGCAAGAGACUUACUCCUCACCCGACCAAGGUCCGUGCCGAUAUUGAGGUUACUUGCUUCGGUUACGACGGUAUCGAUGCGGUCAAGGAGGCCCUGCGCACCGCCGAGGCCCACAACACCGCCGAGACCCAGAUCAAGGUUAAGCUGGUUGCCCCGCCACUUUACGUCUUGACCAGCCAGUGCUUGGACAAGGCCAUUGGUAUUCAGAUGCUCGAGGAGGCCAUCCAAAGGAUUGAGGCCAAGAUUAAGGAGUCUGGCGGUGGUUGCAUUGUCAAGAUGGCUCCCAAGGCUGUUACUGAGCACGAUGAUGCUGCCCUCCAGGAGCUCAUGGAGAAGCGUGAGCGUGAGAACAUGGAAGUCAGCGGUGACGAGAGCAUGUCCGAGAGCGAUGAGGGCGUUCCUGAGUAAAUUGUCCGCGGCGAGCUUGGCGACAGCGUGUGAAGCUUGAGAGUUCGCUUCGGCGGCGACAUGAAAAACAAGCAGAACGCUUCACGAACUGGUGUUGGGGGUUAUCGCAGACUGAAGAUUGAAGGCGAUCAUAUAAGUGUGUCGGGUAGGGUGUGGAAAAAAGUUCAAUAGAGUUUCUGGACAUGACACGAUUUAUGAGACGCAAGUA
This is a messenger RNA of Aspergillus vadensis CBS 113365, 1318 nucleotides long. Its product is annotated as translation initiation factor eIF2 subunit alpha. Gene Ontology annotation, cellular component: eukaryotic 48S preinitiation complex; eukaryotic translation initiation factor 2B complex; multi-eIF complex. The coding region runs from base 184 to 1110 and encodes 308 amino acids. The record is from RefSeq and is a predicted model, not a curated record. Gene Ontology annotation, molecular function: RNA binding; ribosome binding; translation initiation factor activity. The transcript has 4 exons. Lineage: Eukaryota; Fungi; Ascomycota; Eurotiomycetes; Eurotiales; Aspergillaceae.